AUGCCCCGCAAGAAGCAAAAGGGCGCCCCUCCCCGAGCCCAGAGAGCCGGUGGUCCUCCGAAACCAGGACAAACGCCCGUUGCCUCGCAGUCCAAGUCUAAGGGGAAAGGAGCUGGAAAUGCACCUAACUCUAAGUCUGGGGGCGAUGAGGAAGAGAAGACGAAUAAGGCUCAGGCUUCUUUACAGGCUAAUCAGAGACCUAUUGUGCCGUUUUUGAGGGGUGAUCGAAUUUUGUUAAUUGGAGAGGGGGAUUUCUCCUUUGCCCGCUCCCUGGCAAAGCAAUACAAAUGCCGCAAGCUAUGCGCCACAUGCUACGACUCACAAGAAACACUCAUGAGCAAGUACCCGCAAGCAGAACAAAAUAUCCAAGAUGUCCUGCAAUCAUCAAAGCGAACCAAGUCGCAAGAUGAGAAUCCAACUCCAACUCCAGACGCAAAAGAGCAGCAGCAACAGCAAAACCAAUCUACUGCUCCAAAAGUUCUUUACUCUAUAGAUGCUCGAAAACUAGGCAUCUCAGGCGGAGGAGGCGGCAAAGAAAUCAAAACUGGGUAUCCUCGCAAGGAGCGCAAAAUACCUGCUUGGAAGAUUCAGCAACAGAAAGAACAGGGACAAGAUGUUGACUCUGACGACAAUAGACCCCUGCAUAAUGGGCCGUGGGACGUGAUUUGUUUCAAUUUCCCGCAUGUAGGUGGGCUUUCGACGGAUGUGAAUAGGCAAGUUCGUUCGAACCAAGAGCUUCUUGUGUCGUUUUUUAAGGCUUGUGUUCCUCUUCUUUCUGCUGCGCCGGCACCUGUGGAUGAAGAUGAUGAGUGGGAUGAUGAGGAUGAAGAUGAAAACGAAGAGGAUGAUGAUGACUCUGAGGAUGAAGAGGAUCAGUCCUCCGGGAAGGAGGUUCGGACUGGACCUGGACAGAUUCUGGUUUCGCUUUUUGAGGCUGAGCCGUAUACACUUUGGAACAUUAAGGACCUUGCGCGUCAUGCCGGAUUACAGGUUGUGACUAGUUUCCGGUUCCCGUGGAGCUCUUAUGAGGGGUAUUCGCAUGCUAGAACGUUGGGGGAGGUAGAGGGGAAGAAUGGGGGGAGAGGUGGAUGGCGUGGAGAGGAUAGGGAGGCUAGGAUGUAUGUGUUUGAAGUUCCUGAGCCUCCCAAGAGGAAAGGGAAGAAGAGGCCGAAGCAUGCGCAGCCCCAUGCGCACGCGAGGAAGAGAGCCAGAGACGAAGAAGAAGGCUCGAGUGAUAGUGAGUGA
Molecule: messenger RNA, 1245 nt
Organism: Penicillium angulare
Lineage: Eukaryota; Fungi; Ascomycota; Eurotiomycetes; Eurotiales; Aspergillaceae
Product: 25S rRNA (uracil2634-N3)-methyltransferase
Exons: 2
Coding region: 1-1245 (414 amino acids)
Biological process (GO): rRNA base methylation
Cellular component (GO): cytoplasm
Molecular function (GO): rRNA (uridine-N3-)-methyltransferase activity
Source: RefSeq, a predicted model, not a curated record